GUCUAUGCUGGGAGGAAAGGUAAUUGCAGCGUUUGCCACGUUUUUAGCUGUACUGACCUAUCUGGCUAUUGGUGCUGCUAUUUUCCAAGCUAUUGAGCAAGAACACGAGAUUGAGCAGAGAGAAGAGUAUGAUAAGCAGCUCAACCUUCUACUAGACAAGGUAGACCCAAUAUUUCACGAUGAGUUGAAGGCUCCCUGCCACAUGAUAGAGAUCCUGGAGGCUAACCCUAACAACACUGCACAGUGGGACUUCGUCAACAGCGUUAUCUUCUGUCUUACCAUCGUCACAACUAUCGGAUACGGAGCUACCUACCCAGUUACAGACGAGGGACGAGGAUUCUGUAUCUUCUUUGCUCUGAUAGGAAUCCCACUGUUCAUGGCUUGUCUAGCGGUCUACGCUCAACACACUGCUAACCUCAUACGAUGGAUUAUGAAGAAACUAGGACUUACACACGGGCUAGAAGAUGAACAAACUGAGAAAAUGCAGCAACUCAUCACUGCAGCUUUCUGUCUCACUGUCAUCCUCACUUUCUCUGGUUACCUUACCUACAAGGAGAACUGGUCCUACUCUAACUCUGUUUACUUCACCUUCAUCUCCUUCACUACUAUCGGAUUUGGAGAUCUGUACCCCGAGUCCAACACGACUGACUUCCACAUCAUUUUCAUCUGCUUCCUCAUCCUCGGUCUCAUCUCCCUCGGUACCGUGAUUGAAGCUCAGACCACAAACUUUGGAAAGUUGUUGAACACGAUCAGCUCCUCCUGCGACUGUCUGUGUAAGAACAGAUGCUUUGGUGGUGACCGGGUCCCUGUGGAUGAAUAGCGUGGUAUCGUGAGGAGAGUUGGAGAGAGGAGAGAGGUGAAGGGAGACGGAGAGCGGGGUGGGGUGUGGGGUAUGGAGUUGGGACGGGAUGAGGUGCUGGAAUGCAAGGAAUCUAGAGAUGGUUAACUGCAGGAAUCAGAUACUAAUGAACUAAGAUAAAGAACUAAAGAAGGAAGAUGAUAUUGAAAUCUCCCUACCCCCUCCCUACACCUCCUUAUCUCUCCUCUCCUUUCACUUAUCAUCUCUUUAUCUCUUUUUCUCUUCUCGGACUAGAACACGAAGCUCUAUCUGACUGCUGUAUGCUGUGAGCUGUAUGUGGUGAAAAUGUAAAAUGUGCUGGUGUAGAAUAUGCGAAUAUUACACUUUGCCAACAUAUUUUACAUUUUAUGACGAGUAUUUAUUAUUUCAAGAAAAAUUUCGAUGUCGAAAGUUCGUUAUAUUAUAUAUUGAACAUUGUUCAAAAAGCUGUUUUGUUAUUUAGCUGCUCGGCUAAGACUGUGUGUAGAGUGAGGCUGGUGUAUGAAAUAUAAUAUAUUCUUUAUUUUCAUAUUUGAUAAUUUAUUUUAAAAUCCAAUUUUUAAAAGUAUAUGCCACGUAACUUAUUCCGCCUAAGCAUUAUACACGUUUUAAUGUAAAAUAUCUGAGUUUUAUAAAGUCUUUAAGCAGUAAAAUAUUCCCACAGACAAUAAAAAGGGACAAAAUAUUCUGAAAUAAAUUUGACCUCUUUUUCACCAUUUGUGAGGCUUUGUUCGAACACGUGCUAUCUCCUCACAAGUUUGAUUGGUAGCUACUGCAAGCUGAUGAUAGUCACGCGUCAAAACAAAGCAAUGCCGCCUCUGAUACACUUCAUUGGAGGACACUCAGUUGAAGGUCGCUGCUUUCCCUGAACGACCGUAGUCUAUGGUAACCAUGGUAACCAUGGUAACCUUGGUAGCCUUGGUAGCCUUGGUAACCGUGCAAGAGUGUUCUAGUAGUACAGUGUUGACUCUGUAUUACAGAGAAAGUACACUGUACAGCGUACCAGGCUGUACCUUCAAAACACUCUGGAUAGUACAGUCCUGUAAACUGAGUAUGUUGAAAAGUGACGUGACAGUCAACAGGAGAGUGAGCCACGUGACUAGAACAGUGAUCACGUGACUAGAACAUUACAUCACGUGGUACAAGCUCUAGAACACGUGACCUGGUGUACUACUGGACUAGUCUAUCACUGAUAAUUGGUUCGUGUCUUGUUGACGUUGUUGACAGCCUGUAUUCUACCUUCACUAUGGUUGCCAUGGCAACUGGUCGCGUUGUUAGGGUGUCAUAUUGUGUCACGCUCUAAACUGUCUGACUAGAAUGUUUUACAAACUUUCUCUAAUUGCAAUAAUUCUGUCGAGAACUACUAUCAAGCAAGUGAUCUGAUGGCCUAAAAUAUUAUAGUAACCGUGACUAUUUGGAAAAUGUUCUGUUCCUUAUUAUACCCACCAUUAUUUAUGUAAAUACAUAUUGAAAAAACA
This is a messenger RNA of Bolinopsis microptera, 2316 nucleotides long. RefSeq names its product potassium channel subfamily K member 9-like. The record is from RefSeq and is a predicted model, not a curated record. Gene Ontology annotation, cellular component: plasma membrane. The transcript is spliced from 7 exons. Bases 5 to 820 code for a protein of 271 amino acids. Gene Ontology annotation, biological process: potassium ion transmembrane transport; stabilization of membrane potential. Gene Ontology annotation, molecular function: outward rectifier potassium channel activity; potassium ion leak channel activity. Lineage: Eukaryota; Metazoa; Ctenophora; Tentaculata; Lobata; Bolinopsidae.